AUGGCGAGACCCCAAGAUACGACUUUGGCCCGAUUCUAUGGCCUCCAUAAGGUGCACAAAGACGGCGCUCCUCUCCGACCCAUCGUGUCGCUCAAAGGGACUCCAACGUACAGACUGGCUAAGUGGCUGUUCCGGAGUCUCAAGUUCCUGACCGCAGAGUCAGACACCACGGUCUCUUCGUCAGCACAAUGCCUGGAGAAACUCAAAGGGGUAAGCAUCCAUCCAAAUGAGGUUAUGGUAUCUUUUGAUGUUACAUCCCUUUUUACUUCUAUUCCCCAGGACCUGGCGAUCGAGACAAUUGAGCUGCUACUACAAAGCAAAUACGAUGAAACGGAGAACCGUCUUGGACACGCCCAAAUCCUUCAGCUCCUGAAGCUCUGUCUCAGGACGUACUACACGUUCGACGGGACAAUCUACGAACAGGUGAAGGGCACACCAAUGGGUUCGCCGAUUUCGGGAUUCAUCGCCGAGGCGGUCCUGCAACGGUUAGAGUCGCUGGUCUUCCAACACCACAGACCGAAAUUCUGGGCCCGGGAUGUGGAUGAUACCUUCGUCGUCAUCGAACGUGAUCAGGUGUUGACAUUCCAAGAACAUCUCAACGCCGUCUUACCGGACAUUCAAUUUACGAUGGAGGAGGAAGAUAACAACCAGCUGGUCUUCCUAUAUGUCCUCUUAUGCCGCAAGGAUUGUGGUGGACUAAAGACCAAAAUUGUUCGGCAAAGCGACAAAUACGAUGCAAGUACAGAACUUCAACAGUAA
Spirometra erinaceieuropaei is the source of this 759-nucleotide messenger RNA. NCBI's taxonomy places the organism in Eukaryota, Metazoa, Platyhelminthes, Cestoda, Diphyllobothriidea, Diphyllobothriidae. The record is from the annotation of a GenBank genome assembly.